Molecule: messenger RNA, 758 nt
Organism: Notothenia coriiceps (black rockcod)
Lineage: Eukaryota; Metazoa; Chordata; Actinopteri; Perciformes; Nototheniidae
Product: potassium voltage-gated channel subfamily A member 1-like
Exons: 1
Coding region: 315-758 (147 amino acids)
Biological process (GO): action potential; potassium ion transmembrane transport; protein homooligomerization
Cellular component (GO): membrane; voltage-gated potassium channel complex
Molecular function (GO): protein binding; delayed rectifier potassium channel activity
Source: RefSeq, a predicted model, not a curated record
GAGCGCAUACACACACGUCAGCGCGAGGAGGGCUCUGUGAAUGUGACAGUCCAGACAGCCGCGGCAGAGAGAGCACGCGGAAAGGUGAGAAGCGCAGCGGGGGGGGGAGGGCAACACAAUGCCAGAAGAGCCAGCUAACCUGCAGACGUGACACGGAGAAACGAAGAAGAAGUAAAAAGAAAAGACUAAGAAAAAGGAGGAAAAAGACGCGAAAAAGCCAAAUUACGCGCAGCGGCGGAGGAGCGGCAGAGGAGCGUUGGAGGAGCGCAGAGGAGUGCAGAGGAGCGGCGGUGUGUUGAGGAACCUGGGGAACCAUGACCGUGGUUCCCGGGGAGAACCUGGAUGAGACUGUGGCUCUGGACCCGCAGCAGAGCACGAGGAACCAGGACUGCUGCUGCGAGCGCGUGCUCAUCAACAUCUCGGGGCUGCGCUUCGAGACGCAGCUCCAGACGCUCGCGCGGUUUCCACAAACGUUACUCGGGAACCCGAAGAAAAGGAUGCGUUUUUUCGAUCAUCUACGCAACGAGUACUUCUUCGACCGCAACAGACCAAGUUUUGACGCGAUUCUUUACUACUAUCAGUCCGGGGGGAGGCUGCGGAGACCCGUUAAUGUUCCCGUGGACAUCUUCAUGGAGGAGAUCAAGUUCUACGAGUUAGGAGAAGAAGUGGUGGAGAACUUCAAGGAGGACGAGGGCUUCAUAAAAGAGGAGGAGCGCCCCCUGCCGGAGAACGACUUCCAGCGCCAGGUCUAUGUCUGA